Molecule: messenger RNA, 2669 nt
Organism: Dunckerocampus dactyliophorus (ringed pipefish)
Lineage: Eukaryota; Metazoa; Chordata; Actinopteri; Syngnathiformes; Syngnathidae
Gene: cspg5b
Product: chondroitin sulfate proteoglycan 5b
Exons: 7
Coding region: 412-2361 (649 amino acids)
Biological process (GO): nervous system development
Source: RefSeq, a predicted model, not a curated record
GAGCAGAUGCUAUUGUCUUGUAUUGUACAAGUAAGAGGAUUGUUGCGCGCGCGCGCACGCACACGCACGUAUCUUAUUGAUUGUUAAGUCACCAGUGUGGGGCGGGCACGCACACGCACGGAGGUAGAAGAGCGACCCAGCCGACUCAUUAAACUCUCGUCUGCUCUGCAGAGGCUCCAUCCACCCACCGGCGGCGCGCAUUACUACUACAGUACUACACUACAAGACGCGCUACCGGCUGGCUGUGACUGGAGUGCGCGCCAACGUUGUGGAGGAUCGCGGACCCGCCACUCGGCACACAAUGGACCAAAGCUGCUGAAUGACGCCAGAGGAUUGUGGUCCACUAUCUGAAGAAAAGGAUCUAAUCAGAGUUGAGCAGAGGAAGAAGACUGUGCGUCGUCCACGGCUGGCAUGGCGUGCUCCGGUAAUAGCCGCUUGUGGACUUGGCAGGUGCUCCUCACCAUCUCCAUGUUUCUAAUUCCCCUGUCCGCUCACGGGAGGCAUUCAAUGAGCAGGCGCCACCACCAUCGUAACCAGUCAUCCAUCAACCAAGAGGCCUUGAAUACAAGGAUGGUUCUAAGUGAUGACUCGGCAGAGAGGGAGCACCUGAUAGAAGCAGGGAUCCCCCGUUUGUCCAAACACCAUCAUUCCCAUAAACACGCCCGUCUAGGUCUGGUAGAGGAGGACCUUCCUGUUGGGGAGGAGCUCACUGGCGGAGGAGGGGGACCAGAUCAGCCCGGGAACCCCUUGUCUGAUGACAUCAUCACCGUGGAGUUCCACAGCCCAGCACCGGAAGUCGUACCUUCCGAUAUGGAAUCUCACGGGGCCAAGCUUCCGAAACCCCAGAAACAAAAAGGCAGCGCCCCCACAGCUUGGACGCUCUCAGACUUUUACGACUACCUGUCCCCAGAUGAUGACCUCUCUGCAUCAGACCCCACCCCAGAGCCUGAGCCCACCCCUUCCCCCCCGGUCUACAUGGAGGAUGAGAAUCCACUCUUGGCUGGUUCUCCUGCUCGUCCUGUCAAUGUGAAGCCUGCUGUGGACAAUAAGCCUGCUUCACCUGGAACGUCCGAGCCAGGACCAGACAACAGUGAAGACCUGCGUCUGGGUGGCGCCCUGGGGGGUGACGGAUGCAGGCUGGGGUUUGUGCGUUCUGGACCUGGGAUGUGUGUAUCUCAGUGUGACGCUGAACCCAAUUUCUGCUUCAAUGAAGGAGUGUGUACUGUGGUGGCGGGCGUGGGAGCAUUUUGCAGGUGCAAUGUGCAGGACUACAUCUGGAACAAAGGCAUGCGCUGUGACUGGGCCAUCACAGAGUUCCAGGUGAUGAGUGCGGUGGUGGGCGUGGCCUCCGUGGCGCUCCUCCUCCUCUUCAUGAUCAUUGUAUUCUUUGCCAAGAGGCUGCACCGCCUCAAGAACGAGAACAGGCAGCUCCGCAAACGCAGUAAAUACCGUCCACAGAGCAGCGAGCCACAGACGGACGGCCUCUCCGUUUCAACCACCGCUGACGGCUCGCAGCCAAACGUAAGGAAAUUGUGCGACUCACCUCCGCCCGCCCCCCAAGCUCACACUCACAACCUGGCGUACUAUGACAACAUUAUCUGUCAGAGACCAUCAUCAACCACCUUUACCUGGGAAUUUAAACCCAGAAACUCUUAUAACCACUUCCAGGAUGACCCCCAGAAGCAGGAGGACCCCGCAAAGUCGCCUCCACCCAAGGAAGAGGGCGCCAUGAACAUCCUCAACUCUCAUUCGCCCAAACAUGAAAACAACCGUCCGACCUCCGUGGUCCACGACCAUGGCCAAGCCCCCAACAACACAGACGACAACACCGAGGAUGGAGUCACUAUUGGUCUGGAGGUGCUCCUCCCCAAAGAAGCAAAGCUCCGCCCAGAGAAGAGCUCGCCCCUCCACUAUGACGUCUUCCUCUACAAGGUUGCAAACAAUGGCGACUCAGCUGCUCCCAACUCUCACUCCUUCACCUCCCAUCACGCAACAAAAUCACCCAAGAGAGCCAAGGCAUCUAAGCUGCCAACAGCACCCAGCCAGGAUCAUUGUCACAGUAGCCGUGAGCCGCUCUCCGGGAGGCACUCCUCACCGUUCCUGCAGCCCUCCCCUGGGACACACCCGUCAUUCAGCCGUCACUCAGCACCGGGGUGCUACUCUGCUCCCAUGCAGCAUCCACCCACCCAUCACUCACCCACAGCAUGGCCUUCAAGUUCUUAUUGCUCUGGAAUGGAAAGAGAGGAUGGACAUAUUCGUCCGUCUCCAUCCUCUCCUCAUCUCUCUCAACCUCCAUCAUCACCAUCCUCCAGAGUCAAGUGCAGCCCGGUCAGCACACGAUCCCUACCACCACUCUCAUGACUUUUACACUCUUAAAAAAACCCUAAUGCAUCCAUCAUUUUCCAUUAGGACUCUAACCUUCAUUAGUGGCGCAUAGAAUUCUCCCUAAAAGGGGCAACAAAAGUGGAACUGUUAUAGUGAAAUAUGGACGCACAUGAUCCAUCCAUCACAUGUGAACAAGGUGCCAAUGUUUGUUAACACUGAAGAUGUUUCAGUUUUUAUUAAAAAUAGCCUUAGUUUUAUUUGUAGCUUUUACACAUUUUUUAAGCAUACAUGACGAUUUCAUGUUUUUUUGAUACAUUUGACAUGUUUCCUUUCCCAAUAAAUGA